CUCAGAGUCCCCCACUCCAGAGCGGAAAACAGGCGCAUGGCACAAAGGGGUGUGCACGGAAACGACAAUAUGAUGCAGAGCUGUGAGACAAAGGGUCUCUUUUAGCGUAUUUUAGCGAUUUAUUGAGACAACUAAUUAUUAAGUGUUUUGAGUUUUGAGAUCAGAUGAAUUGUACACCUAGUGUAAUUCGUAUAGUGCUAUUUAUCUUGUGAAACAGACUGGAGCGAUAAAGAUAAACUCUUUCAGGGAUGUUUUUGUGUGUAACUCUCCUGACUGUCCUAUACAACUUUAUGGAAUCUCAAUCAGAGCCACUACAGGUGAUUGGUCCAGAAGCUCCUCUUGUUGCAGCAGCUGGUGAAGAUCUGGUUCUGCCCUGUUUCAUCAAACCCAGCACCAGUGCUGUGGACAUGACAGUGGAGUGGUUGAGACUAGAGGAAGAGGCUUCAUUAGUGCAUCUCUAUAGGGAUCAUGAAGAUAAAAAUGAAGAUCAGGCUCAGUCCUACAGAGGAAGAACAUCACUGUUUAAAGAGGAGCUACAGAAAGGCAACGCUUCACUCAAACUCUCAGCUCUCCAAGUCUCUGAUGAAGGAGAAUAUAAGUGUCUCAUUGAGGACAAAUCCUGGUAUGAUGACAUCACUGUUCAUGUUAUUGUUGAGGUUCUGGGAAGCCACCCAGUGAUCAGGAUGGAGAGUUAUGAUAACUCAGGAGGGAUUAAUCUAGUGUGUGAGUCCAGAGGCUGGAAACCUGAACCUGAGGUUCUGUGGCUGGACAGAGAAGGAGCCACUCUGCCUGCUGAAGAUACACAGAUACACAGAGACACUGAGGGCUUCAGUGUGAAAAGACGCAUCACUGUUUAUGAGUCCAACAGGUUUUACUGCAGACUUCAACAAAAACAUCACAUGAUGGAGACAGAUAUUACCAUUAAUAGUGAAGUCUUUGGUGUUUGUAAGAGGCCUGUCUACAUUGCAGUUUCAGCAUGUCUUGUUGCUGGAUUGCUAGUAACAUGUCUUUUUGGACUGAUACUAACUGCUUUUGGUUACAAGAAAGAACAUCAAAAACACAAGCAAAGUGCAGAGCUUCUAAUGAAGAAGUUGUUUGCAGUGGAUGUGACUCUGGAUCCUGAUACAGCUCAUCCUCAACUCACUGUGUCUGCUGAUGGAAAAGAAGUGACACAUGGAGACACACAACAGGAUCUCCCUGAUACACCACAGAGAUUUAAUUAUCUCUGUGUUCUGGGACAGCAGAGUUUCUUUUCAGGGAGAUUUUAUUUUGAGGUGCAGGUCAGAGGGAAAACUGCAUGGACAUUAGGAGUUGUAAGAGAGAACAUUAAAAGGAAGGACAGGAUUCCACGGAGUCCUCAGACUGGAUUCUGGACUGUGGGACUGAGGAAUGAGAAUGAAUAUAAGGCUUAUGCUGAUACUGAUGUCCCCCUCACACUGAGAGAGAAGGUGGAGAAGGUGGGGGUGUUUGUGGAUUAUGAGGAGGGUCUGGUGUCCUUUUAUGAUGUGAAGUCCAGCUCUCAUAUCUAUUCUUUCACUGGUCAGUCUUUCACUGAGGAACUUUAUCCAUACUUUAGUCCUUGGUAUAGUGAAAAUGGUAAUUCAGCACCACUGAUCAUCUCUGCUGUGAUGGAGAUAUGCAAGGGAGUGGCACCUGAGCUCACGGCAAAGAUAAGUGAGGCGGUGGAUGUAGCUCAUAAACUGGGCAGGCCCAUGUUGCCAGGGAUGUUUUUGUGUGUGACUCUCCUGAAUGUCCACAACUUUAUGGAAUCUCAAUCAGAGCAAUUACAGGUGGUUGGUCCAGAAGCUCCUCUUGUUGCAGCAGCUGGUGAAGAUCUGGUUCUGCCAUGUUUCAUCAAACCCAACACCCGUACUGUGGACAUGACUGUGGAGUGGUUGAGACUAGAAGAAGGGGCUUCAUUAGUGCAUUAUUAUAAGAAUCACAGAGACAGAAAUGAAGACCAGGCUCAGUCCUACAGAGGAAGAACAUCACUGUUUAAAGAGGAGCUACAGAAAGGCAAUGCUUCACUCAAACUCUCAGCUCUCCAAGUCUCUGAUGAAGGAGAAUAUAAGUGUCUUAUUGAGGACAAAUCGUGGUAUGAUGACAUCACUGUUCAUGUUAUUGUUGAGGUUCCAGGAAGCCACCCAGUGAUCAGGAUGGAGAGUUAUGAUAACUUAGGAGGGAUUAAUCUAGUGUGUGAGUCCAGAGGCUGGAACCCUGAACCUGAGGUUCUGUGGCUGGACAGAGAAGGAGUCACUUUGCCUGCUGAAGAUACACAGAUACACAGAGACACUGAGGGCUUCAGUGUGAAAAGCUGCAUCAGUGUUUAUGACUCCAGCAGAUUUUGCUGCAGACUUCAACAAAAACAUCACAUGAUGGAGACACACAUUAUUAUUAAUAAUAACGUCUUUGGUGUUUGGAAGUUGGCUGUCGGCAUUUCAGUUGUAGCAUGUCUUAUUGCUGUUGGAUUGAUAGUAACUGUGUUUUUUGGUUACAAGAAAGUAUCAGAGCUUCAACAGGUGAAGCAACAUGCAGAGCUUUUAAAGAGGAAGUUGUUUGCAGUGGAUGUGACUCUGGAUCCUGAUACAGCUCAUCCUCAACUCACUGUGUCUGCUGAUGGAAAACAAGUGACACGAGCAGAGAGACAGCAGGAUUUCCCUGAUACACCAGAAAGAUUUAUGUAUCUCUGUGUUCUGGGACAGCAAAGUUUCUCCUUAGGGAGAUUUUAUUUUGAGGUGCAGGUCAGAGGGAAAACUGCAUGGACAUUAGGAGUUGUAAGAGAGAACAUUAACAGGAAGGACAGGAUUCCACGGAGUCCUCAGACUGGAUUCUGGACUGUGGGGCUGAGGAAUGAGAAUGAAUAUAAGGCUUAUGCUGAUGCUGAUGUCCCCCUCACACUGAGAGAGAAGGUGGAGAAGGUGGGGGUGUUUGUGGAUUAUGAGGAGGGUCUGGUCUCCUUCUAUGAUGUGAAGUCCAGCUCUCAUAUCUACUCUUUCACUGCUCAGUCUUUCACUGAGAAACUCUAUCCAUACUUCAGUCCUCGAUACUUAGCAGAUGGUAGUAAUUCAGCACCACUGAUCAUCUCUGCUGUUACUGAAUAAAUAUCUGUUUACAUUCUAUAACACUGAUGAACACUAAUAAUUUGCUCAUUGUGUGAUUUCAGCAGUUAAAAUCAGAUUAAGGCCAUUAUUAGAUUUCAAGAAAUUUAAUGAAGUCACAUGGAUGUUACUGGAUUAUUUAGAGUUUGUGUGCUGCUGAUCUGAUCCUCUUAGAAACUCUUAAAGAAUGAAAGGAUUUAGAUGCAACAUGAAGCUGAAUCAGAUGCGUCAGUGAAGCUGCCAUCUUCCAAAGUGCUACUUUCUAGCUCUCACUUGAAUUGAAUUUAGAGUGUUAACUAACAUUUUCUCUGCCACUAAGAAUCACCACUUAUUAUAGUUCAGGUUCUGACACUUUGGCAGGUGUAUAGCUGUUAAAGAGGUAGGGCACUGUGGUUUCUCUCCUACCAUGCGGAAGGCCUGUGUUUGAUUCCCAGCCAGUGCCCAAGCCCCAGCCACUGGAUGAAGUGCCGGUCCCAAACCCGGAUAAAAUUGGAGGGUUGCAUCAGGAAGGGCACCCGGCAUAAAACCUGUCCCAAGUUGUUGAGCGGACCAGUUGGCCUGCUGUGGCGAUCCCUCGCAUACAACGUAGCAGUUAAAGAGGUGUUUUCAGGUUAGGAUGCUGUUUAAUGCUGUUUAUUUUCUCCACAUGAUGUCGGUUCUUAGUGAAUGUUCUUCAUAUUUGGUAAAUGAUCAGUAAGGUUGGUUUUGUAAUUGGUUUUGUGAAUGUAUUUGGAUUAGACCUGCAUCCCUCCACAGACCUACAGUUUUAAUCUCAGCUGAAGUUAUGGAGCAUUCACUAACAUGGCAGUAGUUAGUAACUGUGACUAAUGUGGCAUUUACAGAUUUCUGGAUACAGAUUUACAGAUUUCUGGAUGUCUUAUAUGAAGAAGAUACAGUUUUUUUUAUGAUAUAAGGUUUAUUGUUAUUCUUUUUGUUGCAUAAUUUAAAAAUAUAUAGUGCACUAUAUUGGACUUCUCAGCAUAUUUGCAUUUAAUACUAUCUUCCUGUUUGAAUGUUGCUAUAUUAAUAUAUCCUAUACAUAUUACUAAUAUAUACUGAACAAAAUUAUAAAUGUAACAGUUUUGUUUUUGCCCCAUUUUUCAUGAGCUGAACUCAAAGAUCUAAGACUUUGUCUUUGUAGACAAAAGGCCUAUUU
Molecule: messenger RNA, 4254 nt
Organism: Hemibagrus wyckioides
Lineage: Eukaryota; Metazoa; Chordata; Actinopteri; Siluriformes; Bagridae
Product: butyrophilin subfamily 1 member A1-like
Exons: 15
Coding region: 249-3101 (950 amino acids)
Molecular function (GO): protein binding
Source: RefSeq, a predicted model, not a curated record